Molecule: messenger RNA, 3820 nt
Organism: Nyctereutes procyonoides (raccoon dog)
Lineage: Eukaryota; Metazoa; Chordata; Mammalia; Carnivora; Canidae
Gene: KCNK10
Product: potassium two pore domain channel subfamily K member 10
Exons: 7
Coding region: 191-1798 (535 amino acids)
Biological process (GO): potassium ion transmembrane transport; stabilization of membrane potential
Cellular component (GO): membrane
Molecular function (GO): potassium ion leak channel activity
Source: RefSeq, a predicted model, not a curated record
GCGAGCGCGCCCGGGGCUGCUGGCGGGGCUCUGCCGGUGCGGGCGGACUUGGCGCCACGACGCGUUGUUUUCCUGCCGCAGGAGCCCGGGGCGCCCCCUCUCCCCCGGACUGACCCGCCCGCAGCGAUAGCCAUGGAAGUUGCGGCGGCACAGACGCACCGGGAACCGCUCGGCGCGGCUUCGAGCUUGGAUGUUGUUUCUGGACGCGGUCCGCUUCGUUCCUCCUCCUUGGGUGGCCGUUCCAACAGCAGCGCCCCCCGUGUGCCAGCCCAAGGGGGCCACUAACGGGCACCACGCGACCCCACGCCUCUCCAUCUCCUCCCGAGCCACGGUGGUAGCCAGGAUGGAAGGCGCCCCCCAGGGGGGCCUGCAGACCGUCAUGAAGUGGAAGACAGUCGUCGCCAUCUUUGUGGUCGUGGUGGUCUACCUCGUCACGGGCGGUCUGGUGUUCCGGGCCUUGGAGCAGCCCUUCGAGAGCAGCCAGAAGAACACCAUCGCCUUGGAGAAGGCAGAAUUCCUGCGGGAUCACAUCUGCGUGAGCCCCCAGGAGCUGGAGACGCUGAUCCAGCAUGCCCUUGACGCUGACAACGCAGGAGUAAGUCCGAUAGGAAACUCUUCCAACAAUAGCAGUCACUGGGACCUUGGAAGUGCCUUUUUCUUUGCUGGGACUGUCAUCACCACCAUAGGGUAUGGGAAUAUUGCUCCAAGCACUGAAGGAGGCAAAAUAUUUUGUAUUUUAUAUGCCAUCUUUGGAAUUCCACUCUUUGGUUUCUUAUUGGCUGGAAUUGGAGACCAACUUGGAACCAUCUUUGGGAAGAGCAUUGCAAGAGUGGAGAAGGUCUUUCGAAAAAAGCAAGUGAGCCAGACCAAGAUCCGGGUCAUCUCAACCAUCCUGUUCAUCUUGGCCGGCUGUAUUGUAUUUGUGACGAUCCCCGCUGUCAUUUUCAAAUAUAUUGAGGGGUGGACCGCCUUGGAGUCCAUUUACUUUGUGGUAGUCACUCUCACCACGGUGGGCUUUGGUGAUUUUGUGGCAGGGGGAAACGCUGGCAUAAAUUACCGGGAGUGGUAUAAGCCCCUAGUGUGGUUUUGGAUCCUUGUUGGCCUUGCCUACUUUGCAGCUGUCCUCAGUAUGAUCGGAGAUUGGCUACGGGUUCUGUCCAAAAAGACAAAGGAAGAGGUGGGUGAAAUCAAGGCCCAUGCGGCCGAGUGGAAGGCCAACGUGACGGCCGAGUUCCGGGAGACGCGGCGGCGGCUCAGCGUGGAGAUCCACGACAAGCUGCAGCGGGCGGCCACCAUCCGCAGCAUGGAGCGCCGCCGCCUGGGCCUGGACCAGAGGGCCCACUCGCUGGACAUGCUGUCGCCGGAGAAGCGCUCCGUCUUCGCCGCCCUGGACACAGGCCGCUUCAAGGCCUCGUCCCAGGAGAGCAUCAACAACCGGCCCAACAACCUGCGCCUGAAGGGCUCGGAGCAGCUGAACAAGCACGGGCAGGGGGCCUCCGAGGACAACAUCAUCAACAAGUUCGGGUCCACCUCCAGGCUCACCAAGAGGAAAAACAAGGACAUCAAAAAGACCUUGCCCGAGGACGUUCACAAAAUCUACAAGACCUUCCGGAACUACUCCCUGGACGAGGAGAAGAAGGAGGAGGAGACGGAGAAGAUGUGCAACUCGGACCACUCGAGCACCGCCGCGCUGACCGAGUGCAUCCAGCAGCAGGCCGGGGUGGAGAACGGAUCGGUCCCCACGGACACCAAAGACAGGGCACUCGAGAACAACGCAUUACUUGAAGACAGAAACUAAAUGCCGAGGACCUUGGACCUGACCAAGCGUUGUGGUUGGUUUGUUUGUUUGUUUGUUUUUUUAUAUUCACCCUGAGACACGUGCCUUAAACAGACUUCUCGAUAGUCCGAAAUUACAUAGCAUUGAAGAAUAUAUUUCACUGUGCCAUAAACGACUUGAGAAAGAUUGCUCUGCCAAAAGGAAUCCAAGGACAAGGGCCGCACUUCCGACAGUGGCCGCAGGACACCCAGGGAGUGUUGGCACACGCAGGAGGUCGUGGCCACCGAGUGAAGGGCAGGUGCGGGUCGGGGCUGCGCCCCCCUGUGCAGUGCCGCCCCGGCCCCGGCAUGUAGAAAGGGCAGCUAUUCCUUAGACCAGCCUUCUGAAAGGAGCAGGUGUGUCUUCUACAUGGAGCCUCGUUCCCCGAAACUACCGUUAGAGAUAUGUGCACACACAGGAGAGGGGUGGAGGGGGUCUGAACAAGUACCUGUGAUGAGGCUGAGAGCCGACCUUGUGGUAGGUCGCUCUGAGCUGGAAUUUUGAUAGCGAACCACUCAGUGCGUACCCAGUCUUUCUAAGCUCCAAGUGAAUGUCCGUGGGACCCGCGAGCAUGUGGAAUUUGUGGGAAACAGAUCAGAGCACACGUAUUAAAAGGUGCAAUUGCUUUCCUCAUUACAAAAGAGAGAGAAAAAAAUAUCACAAAUGCAUCACACUGUGGAUAUCACCUUAACCAAUGACAGAAGCCUAAUGAAUUUCAUCUGUCGGCGAACGACAAAUGAACUUGCAAGCAUUGGCGAAAACUCAACCUCAUUCGCUGCAUGGUUACAGGCAAAAAAAAAAAAAAAUCAUGCAUUUUCCUCAGUGGGUACAGUGGUGAAAAUAAACUGGUUUUGAAAUGUCCAUGUUCACUUUCCUAGUGGAACUCUGGUUAUAGGUUGUUUUGAUAAGAGGGGGAAAAAAUACCAAAACGAUUGCCUUGCAUGAUGCCAGUGGCUUACUGUUCUGUCUAGCUGAUCCUAAAUUUUUAUAAAAAUAGACAUCCUGCAUGUCUGAGACAUACCAAGGAGGACCAUGGCAUCAUUCCAUCUCAGGGCUUUUUGUCCCUUUGGGUGUCUUAAAGGUAGAUGUAGUGGCGAGGUCCCAUCUUGCUAUCUCCAAACAAAAGAAAGAAUCCCCCAACCAACUCUUUCUUGUACAAGAAAAUUGAAUUGUUUUCAUUGCUUGCAGCUUAAGUGCCAUUAAUGCCAUUUAAAAACUAAUGCUUAAAAGAAGUAUUUACAACAUUCCACUUUUAUGUUUGGGUGUUCCUUAUUUGGAAAGCAUCACUUCUUUUCCUUGCUAUUUUGUCUUGCACCUGCUACUCACUAACGGAACACCUGUGUGAUGGUUCCACAGGCCAACAGUGGCAACACGAUUGUUCCAUGAGGGUUCGGGUGGUCAGUGAAGGAAAGUGGGGGAGUGGCCAGUCAUCAGUUUGGAGAAGAAGAUUUUCAAUAUAUAUAUAUAUAUUUUUAAUCAGAAAGGGCAAAAUAUGUGUUGGGCUCACCAUCCUCUGUGCGCCUCAGCCCGUUGCAUAAUUGACUGGCUAUUUGUGGUCCCGAUGCAGCCGUUUGGACCACAUGCUCUUAAGCAUUUGGACCUGGCAACCCCAAACCCCAGGAAGUUGCUGGUUAUGGGCCUCCCAGGCUCAGCGCCACCUUUUGGGGAUUCACGUGGCUAACACGCACAGAGUGGAUUUAUCAAGAGAUCACAGAACUAGCAGAGACUUCCCGAAAUCAUCUUAUGCUUUCUGACUUCUGGGGAAAACCAUACCUACCACAUCCUUGACCACUGGUACCAGGGCAGACCUCUUUCUGCCCAUUUCCCAAAAAUGCACAGUUCUCCCUUGCCUGGAGCACAUGCAGCUCCACCUUCCCCUACCCCAAAAUUUUAAGCUCUAGCUAAAGUUCUGGCAUUGCUUUUGGGAAGGAGCCAAAUAAGAAUCAACUUCCAUGAGGCCCUUCCUGUCAAUGGUCCAUUUGGGCUCAUGCCUCCCCGGGGCUG